AUGUUUAGAAUAUUAUACUACUUUGCAACUAGCAAAUCAUGGAAACCCCUAAAAGAGAUGCUUAAAAGCCAGUUCAUAAAUCGAACACCUCACGAGCAGAAAUUGAACACCUCUUCUGAGCAAAUCUUCGACCGGGCCUUCACUCUUCACGACCGAACACGACCCCGCCGUCACGAAUCUUCACGAACCUCGUUGGACGUUGCCUUGGAGCUGUUUAGGAAGCAACAAGUGGAUUUUCUAAUUGCUACGGAUGUUACUGCUCGUGGUCUUUAUAUUAUAGGAGUUCAGACAGUUAUCAAUUUUGGCAUGUCCUCGAGACCUUACGAAGCAAAAAAGAACUUCUGCUUCUGCGCGAGGUGGCGGGAAGAGGAAAUCCUCCUUUUCGAGGGCGAUAUGAGUGAGAAAAGGCAAAAAAGAACUUUUGCUUUGCGCGAGGUGGCGGGAAGAGGAAAUCCUCCUUUAAGAGCAAGUCACGGUACAAGCGGCGUUAGUUUCGGCAUCCGAAGUGUCAUCUGCUUGAAUGAGCGUGUCUAA
Messenger RNA from Striga asiatica, 534 nucleotides. NCBI's taxonomy places the organism in Eukaryota, Viridiplantae, Streptophyta, Magnoliopsida, Lamiales, Orobanchaceae. The record is from the annotation of a GenBank genome assembly.